This is a messenger RNA of Ophidiomyces ophidiicola, 903 nucleotides long. RefSeq names its product putative endonuclease lcl3 (gene LCL3). The record is from RefSeq and is a predicted model, not a curated record. Gene Ontology annotation, cellular component: cytoplasm; mitochondrion. The transcript has 2 exons. Lineage: Eukaryota; Fungi; Ascomycota; Eurotiomycetes; Onygenales; Onygenaceae. Bases 1 to 903 code for a protein of 300 amino acids.
AUGAGAUGGCUGUUCUGGGCAUCGCCGCCGGAGAAUGGCCCAAAUGAUGACGACGAUACGAGCGAUGUUCUACUCCCAUCCGCCCGCGGUCGAGCGCCGCCUUCUUCCGAUUCCCUGAUAUCCCGAGUCCAAUCAGGGAGAGAUACCGAUGGCAAUUCAGCAUAUCAUGCUACAGGCAGUAAACGUUUUUUCGAAGCGAAAACUGUCGUUUCGACCGUCCUUCUAACCAGUGGCAUCUUGCUAUGUAUCCGCAUUCAACGCAAAUAUCUCCGACGGAUACCUGAGGCGGGUUAUGUUCCCCGCUCUUUCUUCAGACGCCGGAGUAUAUUUGGAAAAGUAACAAGCGUGGGAGAUGGUGAUAAUUUUCGACUGUAUCAUACACCUGGUGGCAGGUUUGGCGGGUGGGGAUGGUUGCGAAGUGUUCCCACGCAGAAGAAUGACUUGAAGAAUAAAACUAUUCAUGUCCGACUCGCCGGUGUCGACGCCCCUGAGCUCCCUCACUUCGGCCGCCCUGGCCAACCGUACUCAGAAGAAGCACACACUUGGUUAACGAAUUAUCUUCUUGGCCGACAUGUGCGCGCCUAUGUUCAUCGUCCUGAUCAAUACAGCCGUGUCGUUGCUACAGUGUACCGUCGCCGCUGGCUUAUUUUCCAGGAAGAUGUCGGCCUUCAGAUGCUGAAGCAUGGGUUGGCAACGGUUUAUGAGGCAAAGACUGGGGCGGAGUUUGGAGGUGCUGAACUGGAGAAAAAGUAUAGAGAUGUAGAGGUCUCGGCAAAAAGCCGGGGAAAGGGACUCUGGCAGGGAGCGAAGGGAAAGAAAAAAGCGACGUGGGAGAGCCCGAGGGAAUUCAAAUCGAGGAUGGCGGAAGAAGAUCAGAAGAGGGAUGCCAGGCCGACGAAGUAG